AACUGGUUUGUGGGACAGGCAGGGGGAGAGGAGCCUGCAUGUAGCAGGAUCUAGCGUUUAUUGUUGGGUGAGUAGUGCCCAAGUCUUUCAUGGAGAAAAUACUUAUCAGGCAGAUCAUGUUUCAAGAGAUGCGUGAAGAAUUGAAGAAUUCAGGUAAUUCAGAGGCUGAUGCUGAGAUAUACAUGAAGUUCAUGAAAAGUCAUUGCUGCUAUGAGGCCAUUCCAACCAGCUGUAAACUGGUCAUAUUUGACACAACACUACAAGUGAAGAAAGCCUUUUUCGCUCUUGUAGCAAACGGCUUGAGAGCUGCACCUCUCUGGGAUAGCAAGACACAGAGGUUUGUGGGUAUGCUGACUAUAACAGAUUUCAUCAACAUUCUCCAUCGUUACUACAGGUCCCCAUUGGUUCAAAUGAAUGAGCUGGAGAGGCAUCAAAUUGGAACAUGGCGAGAUGUGUACCUGCAAUACUCCAACCACUGUCUUCACAGUAUCACUCCAGACGCCAGCCUCUUCGACGCCAUCUAUUCCCUACUGAGAUAUAAGAUCCACAGAUUGCCGGUUAUCGAUCCCGUGUCCGGAAAUGUCUUACACAUUCUCACGCACAAGCGAAUCCUCAAGUUUCUCCAUAUAUUUUAUUCUACACAGAAAGAGACAGUCCCAAAACCCUGCUUCAUGCAGAAGACGAUCCAGGACGUUGGGAUCGGGACAUUCCAGAACAUUGCCACGGUCCAGCAGACGGCCUCAGUCUACGAUGCCCUGUCUGUGUUUGUAGAGAGGAGGGUCUCCGCACUGCCCGUAGUAAACGAGCAAGGCAAGGUGGUGGCUCUCUACUCCAGAUUUGAUGUGAUUAAUCUGGCUGCCCAGAAGACAUACAACAACCUGAACAUGUCCAUGCAGGAGGCCAUCCAACGGCGCUGCUGUUUCAUUGAGGGCGUCAUCAAGUGUCUCCCCGACGAGACCCUGGAGACCGUCAUUGAUCGCAUAAUUAAGGCUGAGGUCCAUCGGCUGGUCCUGGUGGACAAAGAGGACGUGUGCAGGGGGAUCAUCUCUCUCUCUGACCUGCUCCAGGCCAUGGUGUUAAGCCCGGCAGGUAUUGACGCCCUUUUAGCCCCUUAGCACCUGUGGGAGUCAGGCCCCCUUGCCCUACCUCCAUCUUCUACCGCCUCUAGCCCCACCUUCCUGGCCCAGGUAUGUCCACCCUUUUUCUCUCCUCUCCCCAAUCCCCCCCAGUUCACUGAUUGGCAUCAGACACACUUCUUUGACCCCCCACAACAGCUACUGCUGCUAUGUUUCUCUGAGCUUCAGCCACAUAUCAACCCCCCACCACAUACCCUGAAGCACCAACAUGCAAGUGGGCACACACACACAGACUUUCUCUGCAAAGGGUGAUGAUGAUGACCUCUGACCUAUCGUUCCCUGCUUGCCUGAUGCAUGGGGCGCAGUAUAAAUCCAAUGAUUUUCAAAAGGACUGCAAUCUUGAAGAUUCCAAGCCUUUGUGGUUGACAUUCUAUGGACUAGCUGCAGCUAAAAGGCUAAGUUACAGUAUGGCACUAGAGGAAUGUGGUGAUGUAUCGGCAUAAAGAUUUGAUGAUAUCUGAUUUCAUGGCACCCUAUUCCUUAUAGUGUACUACUUUUGACCAGUGUCCAUAGGACUCAAGUGAAAAAUUAAUAAAUAGCUUGGCUUGUGCAAGCCGAAACGGUUCAUCUCCUGUUUCUGUAGCGUGAGGCAGCUUGAUGUACAAGUACAGACCCUGGACAGGACACUAGUCUAUCUCAGGUCAGUAGUUCAUUAUAUAUAAGUAAUAGGGUGCCAUUUGGGAUGCAACCAUGUUGUUGUUAAUUUGCAUCUCUGAUUGUUUUUUAUCUAUGGCAUGAAUCUGUAUGGAGCUUAUUAUCUAUUUAUGCUGAUAUAAUAAGAACACACUUUGAUGCACACCUUUUUUUAUCAUAUGCUUUGGUUAUAAUCAUUCCAAUCUUUGAUAAUAUUGCAUUUCCACUAUUGUUUUUUCUUUUCCAGAGAUUUCAAGCAAAUCAAACUGAGAUCACUAGAGGACAAUGUGAAGUCCAUGGUGGAUGAAAAGGGAGACCGUUUUCAAAAUGUCAACAUACUGUUGUAGAGAAAAACAUAAUCCGCAACAAUCAGCUGUAUCAGUUGAGUUCAAUAAAACACAAUAUUCAUUAGUUACAUUUGAUCAAAUUGACGAUGUUACUUUGUGUUGCGCUGAAUUUGUGCUGUAUUAAACAUGUUCAAAUCAA
Molecule: messenger RNA, 2255 nt
Organism: Salvelinus sp. IW2-2015
Lineage: Eukaryota; Metazoa; Chordata; Actinopteri; Salmoniformes; Salmonidae
Product: 5'-AMP-activated protein kinase subunit gamma-1
Biological process (GO): protein phosphorylation; regulation of catalytic activity
Cellular component (GO): nucleotide-activated protein kinase complex; cytoplasm; nucleus
Molecular function (GO): protein kinase regulator activity; AMP binding; protein kinase binding
Source: RefSeq, a predicted model, not a curated record